Molecule: messenger RNA, 1380 nt
Organism: Liolophura sinensis
Lineage: Eukaryota; Metazoa; Mollusca; Polyplacophora; Chitonida; Chitonidae
Product: alpha-L-fucosidase-like
Exons: 8
Coding region: 1-1380 (459 amino acids)
Biological process (GO): glycoside catabolic process; fucose metabolic process
Cellular component (GO): lysosome
Molecular function (GO): alpha-L-fucosidase activity
Source: RefSeq, a predicted model, not a curated record
AUGAAUCGGUUUCUUUUCAUAUCGUCUGUUUUAUAUGUCUUAUGUAUAUUAAGGACAACAGCUGUUAAAUAUGAAGCAAACUGGGCAUCGCUAGACUCCCGACCCUUACCCAGCUGGUACGAUGAGGUGAAAAUCGGCAUUUUCAUCCACUGGGGCGUGUUUUCGGUGCCUAGUUUCGGCAGAGGAUCGGAAUGGUUCUGGUGGUCCUGGAAAGGCGCGAACUCUUCGGCGUACCAAGAGUUCGUUGAAAAAAAUUUUCCGCCUGGUUUCACUUACGCCGACUUUGCGCCUAUGUACAAGGCAGAGUUUUACGAUCCAGAUCAGUGGGCGGACAUCUUCGAGGCGUCCGGGGCCAAGUACGUUGUGCUAACCGCCAAGCACCACGAAGGCUUCACUAAUUGGCCUUCCAAGAACUCGUGGAACUGGAACUCUGGAGACACGGGACCCCAUCGAGAUCUCGUCGCUGACCUCGCUGCCGCAAUCCGUAAGAAGCCAGACAUCCAUUUUGGGCUGUAUCACUCUAUGUUUGAAUGGUUCAACCCUGUGUACUUACAAGACAAAGCCAACAACUUCCAGACUAAUGAAUUUGUUGAGACCAAGACUAUGCCGGAGCUAUACGAUAUCGUCUACAGAUACAAACCAGAAGUGAUAUAUUCGGAUGGCGACUGGGAGGCACCGGAUACUUAUUGGAACUCAACCGGGUUUUUAGCCUGGCUCUAUAACGAUAGCCCAGUAAAGGACACGGUGGUUGUAAAUGACCGAUGGGGGAACGGCACAUCAUGUCGUCAUGGAGGUUACUUCGACUGUACAGAUAGAUAUUCUCCAGGUGUGCUUCAGUCCCAUAAGUGGGAAAACGCAAUGACGAUUGACAAGACGUCGUGGGGUUUCAGGAGAGACAAUUUCCUCUCUGACUACUUCAGCAUGGACGACUUAACUCAGCUUUUGGCCGAGACCGUCAGUUGUGGCGGUAACUUGCUGAUGAACGUCGGCCCCACGCAUGACGGUCGUAUUGUUCCCGUCUUUGAGGAGCGACUCCGGGACAUGGGAGCCUGGUUAAAGGUCAACGGCGAGGCGAUCUAUGGCACAAAACCCUGGAGACAUCAGAACGACUCUGUGACUCCGGGAGUCUGGUACACAUCCAAGAAUGACGUCACACAAACCUUUGUCUACGCCAUCUUCCUGGAUUGGCCAGAGAAGGAUUCUCUUUUCUUACAAGAUGUCGCUCCAAACACUCAAACCAGAGUCACCUUGCUGGGAUAUGACGGAGAGUUUGAUUGGCAGCCAGGAACUUCAGGGGGGAUAACUGUUGAGAUCCCGCCUAUUCCAGCUAAUAGGAUGCCGUGUAAAUGGGCAUGGACAUUAAAGUUCCAGAAUCUUUAA